UUCCCGAUUCAGCCAAUGCGAUGACGACACUUUCUCUUUCCUACCUCUCUACUUCCAUCUUAUGUUACAGAGUAGCAAGAAAACGACAUUUUCUAUUGACAAAGCUCCUUUUUUCUGCUUUAUAUAUCAAUUUUGUUGGACCUUUUAUAACCCAUUUACGGAGUAUUAUUUAUUUGUUUUUGAUAAGUACAAAUAAUAUAUAGAAUCUCAGAUUUUCAAGCCCUUUUAAUGAUAACUGUCAUCAUCAUCUUCAGUAAGCACAAGAUAUGAGCUGUGGCUGCUUUGGAAACCCUUCUUCACAGAGAAAAAAGACUCCUGUCCUAGCUCUUAGAGAAGUGGAGGGGCACUUGCUUGAGAACAUCAGACGUUUCUCGUACAAUGAAUUACGAGUAGCAACAAAUAAUUUUAAUUCGAGCAAUAAAAUAGGGCGUGGAGGAUUUGGAAUAGUAUAUAAGGGAAUCUUCAAAAGUGGACUGCAAGUUGCUGUUAAAACACUCUCGGCUGAAUCAAAACAAGGAUUACGUGAAUUUUUGACUGAAAUAAACAUCAUUUCUAAUGUGAGGCACCCAAACCUAGUUGAGUUGAUUGGAUGCUGCGUUGAAGGAGCUAACCGCAUCUUAGUAUAUGAGUAUGUUGUAAAUAACAGUCUUGACCGUGCCUUAUUAGGUUAUACUAGUGAUCGUAGUAAACUGAACUGGGAAAAGAGAUCUGCUAUCUGUUUAGGUACUGCUAGGGCUCUAGCUUUUCUUCAUGAAGAACUUGUGCCGCGUAUUGUGCAUAGGGAUAUCAAAGCAAGUAAUGUACUCCUUGAUAAAGAUUAUCUACCAAAAGUUGGAGAUUUUGGAUUGGCUAAACUCUUCCCUGACGAUAUCACUCAUAUUAGCACCAGAAUAGCUGGAACAACUGGUUACUUGGCACCAGAAUAUGCUAUGGGUGGUCAUCUGACAAUGAAGGCUGAUGUUUACAGCUUUGGGGUGCUUAUACUUGAAAUAGUUAGUGGCCAAAGCAGUUCUAAGUCAAAUUGGGGUGGAUCAAAUAAAGUUCUUCUGGAAUGGGCUUGGCAAUUGUACGAGGAAGGGAGAUUACUAGAGCUAGUGGAUUCAGAAAUGGGGGAAUAUCCAGAGGAUAAGGCUAUCAAGUACUUGAUUGUGGCUUUCUUCUGCACCCAAGCAGGUGCUAACAGAAGGCCACUGAUGAGUCAAGUUAUUCAUAUGUUGUCUACGAAAACACGUUUGAACGACAAAGAAUUGGCUGCCCCGGGUUUCUUUCCAGAUACCGGUGGUAGUCAAAAGACAUCUGCCGGCAGUUCUAUUCACUUUAGCUCCACCCCCGUCACAAUCACUGAAAUGAUUCCCAGAUGAAGAAUUAAAUCACACAUUAUUUUUUAUUGAUUAUUCCGUAUGAAUUUUUGACAUAUAGAAGAUGAGGAUCAAGAGUUGAGCAUUUUUGAGUCUUUAUUUUAAGGAUGAUUGGUAGUAUCCUAGUUUGAUUGAUGAACAUUAAUUCAGGAAGUAUUUAAGUUAAUAUCAUUGUUAAUUUUUUAAAAUAUUGUUAACGAUAUUAAUUUCUAAUGACAAUUCUAAUAA
Messenger RNA from Spinacia oleracea (spinach), 1586 nucleotides. Its product is annotated as putative serine/threonine-protein kinase. NCBI's taxonomy places the organism in Eukaryota, Viridiplantae, Streptophyta, Magnoliopsida, Caryophyllales, Amaranthaceae. The coding region runs from base 267 to 1361 and encodes 364 amino acids. The transcript is spliced from 7 exons. Gene Ontology annotation, biological process: protein phosphorylation. Gene Ontology annotation, molecular function: protein kinase activity; ATP binding. The record is from RefSeq and is a predicted model, not a curated record.